Molecule: messenger RNA, 1550 nt
Organism: Carassius carassius (crucian carp)
Lineage: Eukaryota; Metazoa; Chordata; Actinopteri; Cypriniformes; Cyprinidae
Product: SLAM family member 5
Exons: 6
Coding region: 129-1379 (416 amino acids)
Source: RefSeq, a predicted model, not a curated record
GGUUACAUACAAUAAUGUUAGUUAGAAAGGCGUGUUGUCGUUGGGUCUGAUACGAGCUAUUUUAAUGCUAAUCACUCGAAAACAACGUAACAGUUUGCUAACUACACUCAUCAUCUUUACUCACCAAAAUGAAGACCCCUGUUUUACUUUUAUGCUUUUUGCUCGCGAUAGGUGUGUUUGGUGCUGAUGUAAAGUCAGUGAUGGAGGGAGAUUCUGUCACGCUACACACUGAUCUUACUGAUUUACGGGGAUAUGAUCUUAUACUGUGGAUAUUUGGACCUGACAGCACCCGUAUAGCUCAGAUCAACAAUGUAGUCAAUAAGAUCUCCAUAUACAAUGAUGCUCUUGAUGGGAAAUUCAGAGACAGACUGCAGCUGGAUAAUCGGACUGGGUCUCUGACCAUCACUAACAGCAGAGCCGAAGACUCUGGACUUUACAAACUGCAGAUCAUUGGUGGAAAAGACAUCCCACCCAAGAAAUUCAGUAUUAUUGUUUCUGCUCCUCUGUCUGUUCCUGUCAUCAGCACAAACUCUUCACAAUGUUCUUCAUCAUUUUGUUCAUUGGUGUGUUCAGUGGUGAAUGUGAGUCAUGUGACUCUCUCCUGGUACAAAGGAAACAGUUUAUUGUCCAGCAUCAGUGUGUCUGAUCUCAGCAUCAGUCUCUCUCUACCUCUGGAGGUGGAAUAUCAGGAUAAAAACAGCUACAGCUGUGUGCUCAACAAUCCCAUCAGCAACCAGACUCAACAUCUGGACAUCACUCAGCUCUGUCACACAUGUUCAGUGGAUGGAUCGAGUUUAACCACAGGAGACGGCUUAUCUUUAGGUCACAUGGUGCUGAUCUGUGUUGUUAUAGUUGCUGUACUAGUCUUGGCUGUGGUUGGGAUGUUCAGUAUCUACUGGAAAUAUAGAAAAAAGGAUCAACUGGAUUCUCCAGAUGAUGAUUUGGCUGAGAUGGAUGAACUGAAGACAGUCUCUGCGAGGUUGGGAGAGUCAGUCACUCUAAACACUGGUGUUACUGCAAUACAAAGUUUUGAUGUGCUGCAGUGGAGGUUUGGAGAAUUAAACACAGCAAGCACAAACCCAUUCAUUGUCAUCGCCAAACUGAAUGAACCGAACAAUAUCGAUUGUACUGGUCAUGAUGAGAAAUUCAGAGACAGCUACAGACGCAGAGUACAACUGGAUAAAAAAACUGGUUAUCUUACAAUUAAUGAAAUCCGAUCCACAGAUUUUGGAAUUUAUAAACUAAAUAUCUCCAGGAAGGGGAGAAAUGUGAUUUCCAAGUCAUUUAUCGUCCGAGACUCCUCAGAAAACGAAGAGAAUGUUCAAGAAGAGACAAAAACAUUAAUGAAUGGAGAGAUUACUGCAAACACUUGUCUAUAGCGACUGUUACAUUAUCCUUACUAUAUAAAACAUCUCUAAUUUUAUGAGCCUUUAAAACUACAAAAUGUGUUUGAAAUAACGCUUCAUACUGUUAACCGAUGAAAAGUAACAUAACAAAGGGUUGCUUUUGACUUUACACUAACCAUUUUAUUGUUGUUGUUUUUGUUGUUU